Phyllostomus discolor (pale spear-nosed bat) is the source of this 6474-nucleotide messenger RNA. It is a transcript of the gene WDCP, whose product is annotated as WD repeat and coiled coil containing. NCBI's taxonomy places the organism in Eukaryota, Metazoa, Chordata, Mammalia, Chiroptera, Phyllostomidae. Gene Ontology annotation, molecular function: kinase binding. Bases 879 to 3059 code for a protein of 726 amino acids. The transcript has 4 exons. The record is from RefSeq and is a predicted model, not a curated record.
UCUAACAAGUGGAGCUGGAAGAUAGGUGUGGGGACAAAAGCCCGAGCAAAGGUGUCCGGAGUGGGCCCUGAGGAUGUCCUUCCCCGUGCUCCCAGGUGACCAGGUGGGAGACUCCAGGCCACCAGCAUUGCUGCAGGGGGGCUGGCUGUGCCGUCCAGAAAGAUGCGGACCAGCCGUACUGCGAGCGCCCGGGCCUGAAAUUCCCCACUGGCCGCGGCAGGGGGUGGCUCCGAGUCUCCCAGGAGUGUAACGGGGUCUAAAGAAACGUAGCGAUGCACUGCUAGUCCAUGGGCUGUGGCCGCGGGCAGACACUUUUGGGGUACGUGUAGAACAGGGGUGUGUAACUGGAACAGAUCCAUGGAGUGGCUUCAGUGGAAUGCACAAUAUUUUGUAUUUUUCUGAGAAAAUGUUAUCAUAUUUUAAAGAGGUCCUCGACUCUUUCCCAUCCCAGACUCCACAUCCCCCCUCACCCGCAAAAGUUAAGAAAUUGUAUUGAUUCUUGGGCUCCUGGACUUCUUAGACUAGGAGAACGGGUAAGAAAAGCGGGGAGACGCUAAACCUCUUAACAGAGGGAGGAAUUGCGUGUGGCUUACGGUCGGGAGUGUCACUGAAACUACAACUCCCAGAGAUCGUUGCGGCAAAGCCCGAGCUUAUUAGCCGGUGGGAAGGACACUCUCUUAACGUGACACACGCAGAAACCAAUAGGCAGACAGUAUUGCUGAGCUUUCCCGCCCAUCGCUCACCUAUCAGAGACGUGGAAUCGAAGCUUCCGGUACCCGCUCCGGACUUCGAAUCCGCAGUGGGUGAGUUGGGGCGGCUCUGGGAAUAUUGAUUUUUCUGUGCGACAGUGAGUCCAAAGAUAACCUUCGUCAGAAAGGAUGGAGUUGGGAAAAGGAAGGCUGCUCAGGACUGGGCUGAAUGCAUUGUAUCAGGCAGUACACCCAGUUCACGGCCUCGUCUGGACCAAUGGGAACCAGGUGGUCCUGACUGACGUACAGCUUCAGGGGGGAGAGGCCAAGUUCGGGGACUCAGAGGUCAUCGGACAGUUCGAACAUGUGUAUGGGGUGUCCUGGGCCCCACUCGGUGCGGCUGACAUGCCCCCUCUGCUCGCUGUCCAGCACACGCAGCAUGUCACCGUGUGGCAGCUGUGCCCCAGUACCGUGGGGACCGGCAAGUGGCUGAUGUCUGAGACCUGUGAGAUCAGAGAGUCACUCCCCGUCCUUCCCCAGGGCUGUGUGUGGCACCCACAGAGCGCUGUCCUGACUGUGCUGACCGCACAGGACGUCUCCGUUUUCCAUGAUGUCCACCGUGACAGUUCCCGAGUGAGAGCGGACAGCAGCAUCCAGGGCCCUGUUCACUGUGCGUGUUGGACCCAGGACGGCCAGAGGCUGGUGGUGGCAGCGGGCAGCAGCCUGCAUUCUUACAUUUGGGACAGUGCUCAGAAGACUCUUCGCAGGUGCUCCUCCUGCUCGGUGCUGGACGUGGGCAGCUCUGUGCGCUCCGUCAGAGCCACCGGCGACUCCCAGGUCGCCGUGGCCACUGAGCUGCCGCUGGGUCAGCUUUGCGGCUUACAUGCAUCUGAAGCACUCGACGGUCCACCUCCUAGGGAAGACGCUUGUCCGACUGAUGACACCGUUAUCGAUGACGUGUUCCCUGUGGAUAAGGGGGCCGUCCCUUCUCAAACAGAUUUGGACACAUCAGCGUCUCCCUUUUCUCCUUCUUCGUCAGCUCCUCUGGAUCUAACUCAUAUAGUUUUCAACAGAUCGAAGUCUGAAGGUAAUGCCCCAAUUUGUGUAAGAAAAAAGGACUACUUGACAGGAACGGGCCUGGAUUCCUCCCAUUUGGUCCUGGUGACUUUUGAGAAGGAGGUCGCCCAGACCAGAAGAGUCCCCAUCCCGGGCAUCCUGGCUCCUGAUCUAAUCGCGUUUAGUAUUAAAGCACAGGUUGUGGCGGUGGCUUCCAAUACUUGUAAUAUAAUUUUUAUCUAUUCUGUCAUUUCAUCGUUUAUGCCAAACAUCGAGCAAAUUCAGUUAGAGAGUAGUGAAAGGCCAAAAGGCAUAUGUUUCUUGACAGAUAAAUUAUUACUAAUUUUGGUAGGAAAACAAAAAUCCAAUGAUCCGACAUUCCCUCCUCCUUCCAAGUCUGACGAGUAUGUCAUUCACUUGAUCGUCAGAGAAGUAGUGUUGGAAGAGAAAUUUCCAAUAACACAGAGUGGAAACCAGAGUGGCUACUCUACUUUCAGUUCUCUGUUAAAUAAGGCAGAGGGGAGACAGCUGAUGGAAAGUCUUUCCCCAGAUAUUUGUCCCCCAAACAGAGGGCUCUUGUUAACCGCUGAUAGCCGUGGUCGAGGUGGAAGGCCCGGAAGCGCCCUUAUUGAAGAAAUCAGAAGUCCUCCGUCCAGCGCUGGCGAUGGCUCCGUAGCCCUGGGAACUCCAGACACCGGGCCUGCCAACGAGUCUGAGACCCUGCCCAGACCCAGCAACGCACCAGACCACACCAGCACCCCAGCGCCUCUGAAUGCUCCUCAAAGAAAGAACCUACAGCGGGAAGAGGAAACUUACCGGCCGUCUAAGGAACUGGAAGUUCUGUCUAGGAAACUGGUUGAAGUACAGCAGUGUCUUACUGAACUCACAGCCUUCCUGCAUAAUGGAAAGAAAUCCUCGCCAGUGUAUCCACUCUCUCGGGAUCUGCCUUAUGUCCACAUCUUUUACCAGAAACCUUACUGUGUGGGUCCCGUGGUUGAAACAAGAGACAUGCUUCUCUGCAAUGGCAAACUAAGGCUCAGUACCAUUCAGCAGACUUUUGGCCUCUCUCUUGUCGAAAUGCUGCAUGGCUCCCACUGGAUCCUGCUCUGUGCCGACAGCGAAGGCUUCAUCCCGUUGACCUUCACGGCCGCGCAGGAGGUAAUCGUGCGCGACGGCAGCUCCAGGUCAGACGUCUUCAGAGACUCUCUGUCUCAGAGCCUGGAUUCUGGCCCUUGUCUCGACGUCUGUAGGGACCUUCAAGCCCAGAGUUUGGAUUCCACUGGCUAUUCUGACCAUUUGGGCAGUACGGCCUGACCCUUGUUUGUAGAGUAUUCGCUGCGCCGCUUCUCGGAUGAGACCUUUGAAGACCUGUGUCCACUGUGGACUCUCCCCGGCCGGGAUUUGCGCCCUGCUCUGAGGUGACGCACUCGCCCUGGCCGGCUGCCCCCUGCCCCCCAGGCUCCCUGCGGCAGGGCAGAUGGCUCCCAAAGUGCUUGUUCACGUGUUCACGACCGGUUUUGUCUGAAGGCAGAGUUCCCAGAACGAGACAGUACGAGGGUGCCGUACGGAUUGUGUUUUAUGGUGUCUCGGAGGCUUUCUGUCUCCUGCCCGAAGCUGGGUCAGAGCUGUCUCAGAAGCAAAGCACUUAAAAGGUGCCGCGGCACUGUUGCAGACCUUUCUAGGGGCUCAGGGGAGGGUGAGGGGUGCCCGCUUCACCCCGAACCAGCAGGAGUCGCCAGAGCUCCAAGGGAGACAGACACACAACACACUGGCUUCGCCCCCAGGGCUCCCUGGGGCGGGAGCUAGUCAUGAUGCUGGCUGGACCUCCCGCAGUUUAAACAUGGCCUUCCUGCUUCUUUAGAACAUUCUGGCUGACUAAGGUCCAGAUGCUCUUCAAAAGUGGCCCUGGGCAGAUUGUGAGGGGCCCCUCAAGUCCCCCCACUCCAGCUCGUGCUGAUGUUGCUAGUGCGCUGCCAAGCACGGGGGAGGUCUAAGGUGUGAUUUUGUGUUCUUGCCACUUCUGAUUUUCUCCAUGAGGGUUUUGGGUUUUUUUUCCAGUUUGGGGAUUAUAAAAGUGUCCUGUUUUUCCCCAUCAAUUCUUAAAUUGUCACUUUAAUUUCGGUAUUUUUCUUUCAUUCAAGUCUUAGACACCAGCAUAGAGUCUGUGAGAGAAAGUAUUUCAGGCAGUUGGAAAUUUCACUGAAUCCGAGGUAGGUCUAAACGGUACCGGUUAUUGUCACUACAGGCCGAAGGGCCAGCUUAGGAUAGCGGAGAGAGCCCUGACCCCCGACCUCAGACAGGCACAGCUGCUCCCCGCCCCCCGGCACGGCUGCAAGUGUGGUUCCUUGCAGCCCGGCAAACGGCCGGUGUGCGGCCAGAGCGCACCCGCAGGUCAGUGGUUUUGGCCGUAGACGCUACAUUAGUGCACAGGCAUUUUUUCCAUUUCCUUUAAAAUUAUCUGGAAAGAAAUAUUUUGUGCCUUUGGGGACCCCUGUCUGUUGCAGCUGAUGAAGAUGGAGCUGGGCUAGGGCAGAAACAAGGGCCCAUUUUGUGGUUCAAGUGCAUUAGAGAGCUGCUGGGAUAAUGGAAGUGGAGGCCGCUUGUCUGGGAUCGGCUGCCCGAGAGCAGCGGCCCGGACCAGUCUGAGGCCUGGCUCCGUUUUCUGUUUUCCGGGCGGGAUGAAAGCGCACUUCUCUGAAGACCAAAGAGGGGGCUGGGGACCCUGACGUAACAAGGUCAAGGCGGGUGCCUCAAGGUGUAUGUCGUAAUCAGCAUUUCACUGGUCAGAAUCCUGUGAGUAUGUUCAAUAAAAUCACUCGUGGCUGAUGCAGCUAUUGUGAAUGUUAUUAAAUAUGUUAUUGUUGCUCUAUUACAGUUGUCCCGGUUUCCGCCCCUUUGCCCUCUGCCAGCCCACCCUGCUGUGAGUGUUUGGUGGCGUCUCCUGUGUGAUUAUCGCUGGUCUACAGAAAUGUCCUUGCACUUCUGUGUGUGUAUGUCGUCUCUGUAUCUCUUCUUCCGGUGGCCGUGGCACCAGAAAGGGGUUAGCCGGAGUGGGUCUGCCUUGGGCCAGCUGGUCGGGCGUGGGUGCUUGACUUUGUGCAGGAAAGACCUCACACCAGGAGUCCGGUGAUUUGGGGAGGACGCUUACUAAGGCUGGGACAGGGAAACGAAGGGAGGGAGGGCCGAGGGUGGAGGCCGCCUCGGGAGAGAGCCUGGGCAGUGCUCUGCCUUGGCUCUCUAGACACGUUACAGGGAAGACGUGGGCCAUGCUGGGCUGCCGGGACUCGCUGGGGAGUCAAGGUCACAGUGACUCCUCAGCUGCCGCUGUCCAUUGUUCCCUUGGGUGCAGGUCUCACUGGGACGCUUACAGCUUAGGACAGAAGAAGCAGAGGACACACCCGAGGAAAGGGCGUGCGGGCGUGCUCCAGGAAGAGCGCACCCACGUUCGUUGUAUCAGCAGUCCACUGGGUACUCACGGGGGACCGCCUGUGGGGCUCCCCGGUUUUCUCUCUGUGCAGCUCGCUCCUCCGCAGCAUCCUGUCCUGCAAACUGGCCGUUUUGGUCCCCAGACUCCUCCCAGGGAGCCCUCUGUGCCCCAGAGAGUCUCUCCCCUGUCACCUGGGACCUCACAAGGCCAGGGCAGUCGUGAGAGUCGCCUUGUUCGUGUCCCCUCUCUCUGAUGAUGACUCCUCCACUGCCUGAGGCCCAGGGUCUCGACAAGGGUUUCUCCAUGGAUUUUGUCCAGUUUUUCUUACUGCUUCGGUCAAGAGGCUAGGUCUGGUCUCUGCUACCCCAGCAUGCCCAAAAGCAGAAGUCUUUCCACAUCUUGUUCAUUUAUGUCUAGAUGCUUUGUAUUUUUUUGUUGCUACUGUUAAUGAUAGGUUUCAAAAAUUAUGUUUUAUAACCGUUGCUGGCAUGUUAAAAUGCAGUUCAUUUUCAUUUUAUAUCAACUACCUUGCUAUGCUUUUAUUAAUUCUAACGAUUUAUCUGGAGAUUCUUUUGGAAUGUCUGCAGGCAGUCAUCACUUACAAAUAACGACAACUUUGGUUUUUUUCUUUCUUAUACUAUUGUCUUACUGUACUGGCUAGAUCCCCCGACAAAGCGCUGACUAGAAGCAGUGAUAGCGGGUACCUUCCUGCGUUCCUGACUUUAAAGGGGCUGGCUCACUGUCAAGAAUGAUGCUUGCUGAUAGAUUUUUAGUAGACAUCCUUUCUCAGUUUAAACAUUUUUCUGUUCUAUAAAUACCUUUAUUAUUCAAUGGCUAUUAGACUUUUAUCAAAUUAUUCUUUCUGUAUGAAGAUUAUACUUUUUUCCUCCUUUAAUCUGUCAAUGUGGUAAAUCUUGAUAGAUUUUUCUAAUGUUAAACCUUGAAUUCUUGGAAUAAGCCCACUAUGUUCAUGGUAUAUUUAUUUUUUAGGCAUUGUUAGACUCAGUUCACUGAUACUUUGUUUAGGAUUCUUGCUUUUGUGUUCCUGAGUGAGAUCGGCCUGUGAAUUUCCUUUCUUUUUUACCGUCCUUGUCUCGUUUUGGUAUCAAGCUUAUUCUGGCCUGAUGUAAGGAGUGGCAAAGUGUGUCUUUUUCUUUUCUCUCUCUCUCUCUUUUUUUUUUUUUUGAGUUGACUUUUUUUAUUCCCUGGAAGGGUUUGCAUAAGAUAGGAAUGAUCGUUGUUUGAAAGUUUGAUGGAAGUUGGUAAAAACCCUUUGGAUCUGGUAUUUUCUUUGUAGGAAUU